Messenger RNA from Rhinopithecus roxellana (golden snub-nosed monkey), 2880 nucleotides. RefSeq names its product annexin A11 (gene ANXA11). Gene Ontology annotation, cellular component: cytoplasm. The record is from RefSeq and is a predicted model, not a curated record. Lineage: Eukaryota; Metazoa; Chordata; Mammalia; Primates; Cercopithecidae. The transcript is spliced from 14 exons. Gene Ontology annotation, molecular function: calcium-dependent phospholipid binding; calcium ion binding. The coding region runs from base 756 to 2375 and encodes 539 amino acids. Gene Ontology annotation, biological process: phagocytosis; cytokinetic process.
CUGGUUCUGAGAUCUCUAGUUUUCCAGGGGCUUAGGCUCCGCCUUAGCAGAAAAGAAGGAAAGGAAAUUGAGAGGGAAGUCAGAUGCCCCCUGCCCCUCACACCUGGAGGUGGCUGACUUGGAGGACUUGAGAUGGGGGGAAAUCUGAGUGAGGGCAGAGAGGAGAAAUGUGGAGGCUGCCCACAGGGAGGCUGGAGAGCAUAUGGCACAUCCAGCCUGGGGAGUGGCACCGCUGGGGGAAAGGGUGCAUGUGUCGGUGGGGAAGGAGUGGUGAUAGCAGAUGUGAGCUUGCUGUGUCCACUAAAAAGGUCACAGCUAUUUUUAGGAAGUAGGUGACAAGGCAUGUUCCGGUAGAACGGCUCAUUACUGAGAACCCACUGUGUGCUUAAAAGGAGAGACCGCCCCCACUCACCCUAGAGUCAUCCCCCUGGUGUCCCUGAGACACGGGACACUGGAUGAGGACCAGGUUUGGAGGAUGAAGAAGAUCAUGUAUUUGGUUUGGACAUACUGUGUUUGAGUUAUCUUUGAGAUACCAAAUAAGCUGUUGGGUCUGAGGCUCAGGAGGAGUCUUGGCUAGACAGACAUUUUUCUAGGUUGUGUUUGUGUUUGAAGUCAUGGGCACAGCGAGAUGGAAGAACUCACCUUGAACAGCUGAGUAAAGGAAGAUGAGCCUAUAAAGGACCCAGAAAAAGAGCUGCCUGAGAGGGGCCCAGAAAGCCAGCAGAGAGUUGUAUCUCAGGAGCCAGGAUCUAACCAUGAGUUACCCUGGCUAUCCCCCGCCCCCAGGCGGCUACCCACCAGCUGCACCAGGUGGUGGUCCCUGGGGAGGUGCUGCCUACCCUCCUCCGCCCAGCAUGCCUCCCAUUGGACUGGAUAACGUGGCCAGCUAUGCGGGACAAUUCAACCAGGACUACCUCUCGGGAAUGGCGGCCAACAUGUCUGGAACGUUUGGAGGAGCCAACAUGCCCAACCUGUACCCUGGGGCCCCUGGGGCUAGCUACCCACCAGUGCCCCCUGGGGGGUUCGGGCAGCCCCCCUCUGCCCAGCAGCCUAUUCCUCCCUAUGGGAUGUAUCCACCCCCAGGAGGAAACCCAUCCUCUGGGAUGCCCUCAUAUCCACCAUACCCAGGGGCCCCUGUGCCAGGCCAGCCCAUGCCACCCCCUGGACAGCAGCCCCCAGGGGCCUACCCUGGGCAACCACCAGUGACCUACCCUGGUCAGCCUCCAGUGCCACUCCCUGGGCAGCAGCAGCAGCCAGUGCCGAGCUACCCAGGAUACCCAGGGUCUGGGACCAUCACCCCCGCUGUGCCCCCAACCCAGUUUGGAAGCCGAGGCACCAUCGCUGAUGCUCCUGGCUUUGACCCCCUGCGAGAUGCCGAGGUCCUGCGGAAGGCCAUGAAAGGCUUUGGGACUGAUGAGCAGGCCAUCAUUGACUGCCUGGGGAGUCGCUCCAACAAGCAGCGGCAGCAGAUCCUCCUUUCCUUCAAGACAGCUUACGGCAAGGAUUUGAUCAAAGAUCUGAAAUCUGAACUGUCAGGAAACUUUGAGAAGACAAUCUUGGCUCUGAUGAAGACCCCAGUCCUCUUUGACGUAUAUGAGAUAAAGGAAGCCAUCAAGGGGGCUGGCACUGAUGAAGCCUGCCUGAUUGAGAUCCUCGCUUCCCGCAGCAAUGAGCACAUCCGAGAAUUAAACAGAGCCUACAAAGCAGAAUUCAAAAAGACCCUGGAAGAGGCCAUUCGAAGCGACACAUCAGGGCACUUCCAGCGGCUCCUCAUCUCUCUCUCUCAGGGAAACCGUGAUGAAAGCACAAAUGUGGACAUGUCCCUCGCCCAGAGAGAUGCCCAGGAACUGUAUGCGGCCGGGGAGAACCGCCUGGGAACAGACGAGUCCAAGUUCAAUGCAGUUCUGUGCUCCCGGAGCCGGGCCCACCUGGUGGCAGUUUUCAAUGAGUACCAGAGAAUGACAGGCCGGGACAUUGAGAAGAGCAUCUGCCGCGAGAUGUCCGGGGACCUGGAGCAGGGCAUGCUGGCCGUGGUGAAAUGUCUCAAGAACACCCCAGCCUUCUUUGCGGAGAGGCUCAACAAAGCCAUGAGGGGGGCAGGAACAAAGGACCGGACCCUGAUUCGCAUCAUGGUGUCUCGCAGUGAGACCGACCUCCUGGACAUCAGAUCGGAGUAUAAGCGGAUGUACGGCAAGUCGCUGUACCAUGACAUCUCGGUAUGGCACUGCUGCAGGCAGACUGGGCUCCCUUUUGGCAUCCAGUCACCUGUGGAACCUCCCUCCUUGGAGUGGCCGUAUGCUUGGCCUCUGUGCUGUGUGUGGGCAUCUUGUUUAAGGACCUCAGACUUGCUCAUCCCAUUGCCCCUAAACUUCUGAGGGCAGGUGGGUCAUGACCUUGCUGUCGCCCCCACCUUGCAUCCCCUAGCAGCAUCAGAGAACACUCAGGACCUCCUCAACCUUGACCACGACCUUCAGCGUCCCAACCACCCUGUGAUUCCUUGAUCUGUCAGUGAGAACUCAUGUCCCAAAGGCUCUGUGGAGCUCUGCUCUCACUCGCUGACAAAGCACUUGCACUCAGCUUUAUGGCAUAGGCCACAUAGUAAGGCUGUUCAGAGUGAAGGCCGUGGGGGGUCACGCCACUUGGAGUCCAGCUUUUCUACUUGCUAACUGUGUGACCUUGAAUAGCUUCCUUAAACCUCCCUGAACCCCAGCUCCGUUGUCUUUAAGAUGAGAAAAUAAUUGUUCCUUCCCGGGAAUGUUGUGAGUAUUGAGUGAGGCGGUGCAGGUCAAGUGUCUAUUAAACACUAGCCACUGUUGUAUUGCUGUGCGGCACAGCCAGUCUGACAAAAUACAUUCUCAGCUACAUGGUCUAACACUCAAA